This is a messenger RNA of Closterium sp. Naga37s-1, 1017 nucleotides long. NCBI's taxonomy places the organism in Eukaryota, Viridiplantae, Streptophyta, Zygnematophyceae, Desmidiales, Closteriaceae. The record is from the annotation of a GenBank genome assembly.
AUGUUCUUCGUGACUUAUAACGGGGAUAGUCUGGUGCGGAGCGUGCACACGGGAUGGACUCCAGACAUGCAGAUGCGGGUGCUGUCUUAUAACUAUGGAGCGCCUAUUAACGUCGGUAUUCCGGACAUCGCCUGCUAUUCGCCGGGGCGGGAUGUGGUGGUGCCGCCCCUGCUGACUCAGACACACGUCAUCCCCCCCUUGCUUGCACACACUGCUGCUGCUGGUGCUGCUAGUGCCGCCGCUGUAACUGCAGACGACGAGUCAGGUGGUGUUUCAGGUGCUUCUGCUGCUGCUGCCGCCCCACCUGCGUAUGGAGGUCGCACUAUCCGUGUGCUGAUGGUGACGUCAGCGGCCAACUUGGCUGACAUCAACAACUUCAGGAUCAAGGAAGGAUUGCACCACAACUAUCCAGUGGAGAAGUGGUUGAUAGAGAUCUAUGCGACCAACGCAGCAGCCAUCGAGGGGUGGACGGUGGUAUUCCGAAACGACAAUGAGGAGGCUUUAGGGGUUCGGGGGGAUGCCCCUGAAAUCACUCGCGCUGCUGCUGCUGCUGCUGCUGCUGCUGCUGCUGCUGCUGCUGCUGCUGAUGGUGGUGGUGGUGGUGAUGGUGGUAGUGGUGGCGGUGGUGAUGGUGGUGAUGAUGCUGGUGCUGCUGAUGGUGCUGCUGAUGGUGCUGAUGGUGGUAGUGACAACAGCGAGUGGGGCAGCAGUGUCUUCUGUCUCAUACUGCCUGGUCGCGCCCAGUGGACCUUCCAGCUCGCCAAGGCGAUCCUCUCAGGCUGCAUCCCAGUCACGUUCCUCCGUGCCAACGACAACCCCUGGGCCGCCUCAAAGUACCACCACGCAGCAGCAGCAUCCCCCUCUUCCAGCUCCUCUCCCCCCUCGGCCCUCAACUAUCCGCUCUUCUCUCUCAACAUCGACCCAGCAGCGGUGGACUCGCUCCCCCGCAGGCUGCAGGACGCCUUUGAGCAGCCGGGGCUCGUCGCCAGGCUGCAGCACAACCUGGGACUCGUGCAG